AGGGCAUUUUGAAAGAUUAGGGGGACGGGAACGCACAUUAGACACCACCAGUCAUUUAAGGCGGGAAUCCAACGGUUUAAAACGACCCCCUUUUCUUCCCAACUGCAUCACUCUGUUAAGGUUAAAUGCGACUCUCGCUUUCUCUCUCUACGCCUCACGCCUCCUUCCUCCGCUUCACUACUCUCUCUCCAACCCCGCCAAUGGCGUCCGGGUCGAACUCUCUGGUUUGGUUCCGGAAGGGCAUUCGGAUUCACGACAACCCGGCACUUGAGUACGCCGCCAAGGAGUCCAGCUACCUCUACCCGGUCUUCGUGAUUGAUCCGCGUUACAUGGAGCCCGACCCGACUGCUUUCUCCCCCGGAUCGGCACGCGCUGGAGUGAACCGGAUCCGGUUCUUGCUCGAAAGCCUGGCCGAUUUGGACUCCAGCCUAAGGAAACUCGGUUCGCGGUUGUUGGUGCUUAAGGGUGAACCCGGCGAGGUUCUGUUUCGAUGCUUGAAAGAGUGGGACAUAAAAAGGCUAUGCUUUGAAUAUGACACAGAGCCCUACUAUCAAGCUUUAGAUAUCAAAGUUAAGAACUAUGCUUCUGCUGCUGGUAUUGAAGUCUUCUCUCCUGUGAGUCAUACACUAUUCAAUCCUGCAGAUAUCAUACAAAAGAACAGUGGAAGGCCACCAUCAAGUUACCAAUCAUUUCUAAAGAUUGCUGGGCAGCCUCCUUGGGCCUCGUCUCCCCUCUCAACCACCAUUUCUUCACUUCCUCCUAUUGGAAUUGUUGAAAAUUGUGGGAUUUCAAACGUUCCAACUCUCCAAGAACUUGGUUAUGAAGAUAGUGGACAGGAUGAAUUGACACCAUUUAGAGGUGGCGAAUCAGAAGCAUUGAAGAGGUUAAGAGGUGCAAUGGAUGACAAGGAGCGGGUGGCAAAGUUUGAGAAACCAAAGGGCGACCCCUCUGCUUUUCUAAGGCCAGCAACUACAGUUCUAUCGCCCUAUUUGAAAUUUGGUUGUCUCUCUUCCAGAUAUUUCUACCAAUGUAUUCAGGAUGUUCAAAAGAAUGUCAAAUCGCAUACCUUACCGCCAGUUUCCCUUCUUGGACAGCUGUUAUGGCGUGAUUUCUUCUAUACUGCCGCUUUUGGCACUCCUAACUUUGAUCGAAUGAAUGGUAAUAGGAUAUGCAAGCAGAUACCUUGGAAUGUCGAUGAUGAACUGCUGGCAGCUUGGAGAGAUGCCAGGACAGGAUUCCCUUGGAUUGAUGCUAUCAUGGUCCAGCUUCAGAAAUGGGGUUGGAUGCAUCAUCUAGCACGGCAUUGUGUUGCAUGCUUUUUAACUCGUGGAGAUCUGUUUAUUCAUUGGGAAAAAGGACGCGAUGUUUUUGAGAGACUUCUGAUAGAUUCUGAUUGGGCUAUUAAUAACGGAAACUGGCUCUGGCUGUCAUGCUCAUCAUUUUUUUACCAGUACAACCGCAUUUAUUCUCCAAUUUCUUUUGGGAAGAAGUAUGAUCCAAAUGGUGAUUACAUUAGGCAUUUCCUUCCGAUAUUGAAAGAUAUGCCGAAGGAAUAUAUUUACGAGCCAUGGACAGCUCCAUUAAGCAUCCAAACCAAAGCAAAGUGCAUAAUUGGAAAAGACUAUCCUAAACCAGUGGUUUCCCAUGGCACCGCAAGCAAAGAAUGCAAGAACAAGUUGGCCGAAGCGUACGAGUUGAACAAGACACGAAAUGGCGCAGUGAACGAGGAAGAUCUUAAGAUUUUAAGGAGAAAGUUUGAGGAGAAUCAAAGCCAAGAGCCCAAAUCCAAAAGGGUGAAAAACAAAAGCUGAAUGCCGAAGGCCACAACUUGAGAAAUAAUGGUUGUUAUUUUAAGCUGCAGUGACCUCUCAUUUAGUAACUUGACAGCAAGUUUUUGUAUAUUACGCUCAGUAUUGGAGUAAAUGGCAACUGAAGAACUGGAUGGUACUUGCCAGGAAAAAAAAUUAGGAGAGGGAUUUGCUGACUUGAAGAUUUGUAAUGCAUGAUCUUACUUCUUACAACAUGGACUUGGAACAUGGAAGCUAGGUUUUGUUGUGCUGAAUCUGUUGUCAAUGUGAAUUGAGUGCCUUGAUGACUUCUUCCGCAGCUAUUCAUAUUGGUUACUUUGCUGGAUUUUGUUGUUAAAGUGUACUUUUAAGGGGUUGAACAGAUUUUUCUUUGGUUUGGUUAGAGUUCAUGUCGGCAUUA
This is a messenger RNA of Rhododendron vialii, 2208 nucleotides long. RefSeq names its product (6-4)DNA photolyase. Gene Ontology annotation, cellular component: cytoplasm; nucleus. The transcript is spliced from 14 exons. Gene Ontology annotation, molecular function: DNA binding; FAD binding. Lineage: Eukaryota; Viridiplantae; Streptophyta; Magnoliopsida; Ericales; Ericaceae. Bases 126 to 1811 code for a protein of 561 amino acids. Gene Ontology annotation, biological process: circadian regulation of gene expression; entrainment of circadian clock by photoperiod. The record is from RefSeq and is a predicted model, not a curated record.